Molecule: messenger RNA, 344 nt
Organism: Closterium sp. Naga37s-1
Lineage: Eukaryota; Viridiplantae; Streptophyta; Zygnematophyceae; Desmidiales; Closteriaceae
Source: the annotation of a GenBank genome assembly
GUGUAGCCGACACUCAGGCCAAGACAGUGACGGUGGGCAGGGGGUGGUUCAGCCCGUGGUCGUACGGCGUUGAGUCCUGGAAGCCUCCCCGUGUGAAACCCGGGGACGUGCUUGUGUUCCGCUGGCGCAUGGCAAGGCAUGACGUGUGGCAGCUCAGGGACCUAGCAGCCUACACCAACUGCACCUUCGCCACGGGCAAGAGGCUCAAGCACGUGCACAUCUCCGAGCGCUACAAGUACAAGGUGCCACGGACAGCAGCGGGUACAACUCUCUUCUUCGCCUGCAGCGUGGACGCUCACUGCAGCGCCUACCACAUGAAGACACAGAUCCCUGUCUCACCCUAG